Messenger RNA from Amphimedon queenslandica, 1010 nucleotides. RefSeq names its product dual specificity protein phosphatase 1B-like. The transcript is spliced from 4 exons. Lineage: Eukaryota; Metazoa; Porifera; Demospongiae; Haplosclerida; Niphatidae. The record is from RefSeq and is a predicted model, not a curated record. Gene Ontology annotation, molecular function: protein tyrosine/threonine phosphatase activity; MAP kinase tyrosine phosphatase activity; MAP kinase tyrosine/serine/threonine phosphatase activity. Gene Ontology annotation, biological process: negative regulation of MAPK cascade; peptidyl-tyrosine dephosphorylation. The coding region runs from base 188 to 898 and encodes 236 amino acids. Gene Ontology annotation, cellular component: cytoplasm.
AAAAGCAAGUAGAAGGAAGCCACACCUUUAAGAGCUAAAAAAGGAAACUGGUUGUUUUUGGAAAGCGAGUGGGAGUCUACCCUCUACAUCUCCCGUCAUUGUUUGGGGGGAACAAGAAUUACUGAGGCAGACGGUUUGUGCAUCUUUCUUAAUAAAAACAACCUAGACUACUAACUCAAUAUAAUCUAUGCCUAUCAAUAAUCAAGAGCUGCUAAAGCAGGUACAUUUCACCGGGGAGGCAGACUGUCAGGAGUUCCACCCACAUCCUCUCAGGCCGAGCCUUUGCACUGACUGCAACAAGCUCUUUUCAAAGCACGAGCCAGGGGCCAUACCUAACGACGAAGCACUCCUCCAGGCUCUUGCCCAUUCAACAAAAGCAGAAAAGACUCCCGAUCGCAUUCUGACCACUUCAAGCGGGGGCGGACUUUAUUUAGGCGGUUUUCGUGGUGUCAUAAAUACUCAGUUCCUACGAGAGGCCAACGUCACUCACAUAGUCAAUACUGCAAAGGGGCUAGAGAUUUUUGGACCAAAGUAUUUAACUGCAGUCCAGGAAGCCAGAGACAUAUUGAAAAUAAAUUUUUUAGAAUUAAAUUGGGAAGACACCGAGACAUGGCUCAUUCCUGACUCUGACAUCAGGACACUCUGCAAUUAUAUACAGACCGGGCUUGACAUGCAAGGCCAAUCUGUAUUUGUUCAUUGUGCACAGGGUAAAUCCCGUUCCUCUACAGCUGUUGUUGCUUAUGUUAUGGUUGCUAAAGGCCUCUCUUUGAAGGAGUCUUUGGGACUUGUGCAGUCUUUGCACAAAAUGGCAGAACCUAAUCCUCACUUUAUGAAACGACUGGAAGAAUUUGAAAAGUCAGAGCUUCUCCAAGAGCUACGACAAGCUAUUAGGAUUUGAUAAAGAUUCUAUAUCUAAUUGACAUAUUAUUACAUUAUCAUUUCCUCCUUUUCCUCUUAGCUUGUGGUGUAACAAAGCAAUUAAUAGUGACAAGGUUUUUAUUGAGAUUAUA